Molecule: messenger RNA, 1851 nt
Organism: Diaporthe citri
Lineage: Eukaryota; Fungi; Ascomycota; Sordariomycetes; Diaporthales; Diaporthaceae
Exons: 2
Coding region: 1-1851 (616 amino acids)
Source: RefSeq, a predicted model, not a curated record
AUGGGGAGACUGCAUACACUGGCCGCCGGCACCGCCUUGCUGGCACUCGGGGUGAAGGCGCAGUUCUCAUACCAGGGCUGCGCUGCCCUCGACACCUCGACCAUCAAGAAGACCACCGAGUUGUAUCCUCAUGGUCCCGCGACGUGUCUCGCAUAUUGCAAUGGCAUAGGCUACUCGUAUGCGGGCUUGCAAGCCCAGUUUUGCUCCUGCUGGGACUUCUCCCCUGUCGUCACCAAGAAGUACGCCGACAGUGAGCAUGCGGACUGCUCGUUCAACUGCGACGACCCGUACAGCAACCAGUACUGCGGCGGCAUCGACCUCAGCUCCCUCGGCUUCCUGUACAGCCUCUACGCGGGUGUUGCGCCUACUGUCAUUCCUGGGCUCACCCCUAGCAGCAGUGUUCCAGGAGAUGUUGCAACAUCCAGCGGUGGUGUGAUCAUAUCUCCUCCGGCGACAUCUAGCUCAGGAGAUGGUGGUGUUACUCCUGCAAGUUCCAGCGGUGCUGGAGGCGUCAUUCCUCCCCAGAGCUCAAGCUCGCUUGGUGGUGGCUUACCAACCCUCCCGAGCACUAGUGCUGGAGAGGUUCUGCCUCCAACUAGCUCUGGGCUUUUGCUUCCUGCGAGUUCAGGCCCGUCUGGAGUCUUGCCUCCAGCGAGCUCAGGGCCAUCUGGAGGAGUUGGUCCUUCGGGUUCAGGAGGAAGUAGCGGAAUUCCUCCUCAGAGCUCUCUGCCAUCUGGAGUCAUUGUGCCCACUCCGACUGGGUCCGGCCCUGCGGGCAGCGGGACGGCCUCGCCCAGCUCCACUGGUGUCGGUGGCGCCCCGAUCCAGACUAUCGUGGUUCUGAGCCGCGGCCAGCCGUUCGUGAUUACCAUCGCCCCCUACCUCAGGGCCCUUGGCGACCAGGCGCUGUCCUACAUCCCGUCGCCGCCGUGGCUCCUGUACAAUGCCAACAUCACAUCAUUCUACGGCACGGUCCCGGUCGACUUCCCCGUUGGACCACUCGUCAUCACCGUGACUGCCGGCCAGCGCACCACGGGGUCCAACAACCUCGGACGCAGGCAGGCCCCGGCAGGAACAUACACCUUCGCCAUCGAGCUGCUCAUCGUGUUACUAAACCCCGUCCCGACGCUGCCCAGCAGCCCAGUGCCGACGCCAUCGCUGCCCGGCGUGCCAGGCAUCCCGCCCAACCCCAGCGCGGUGCUGCCGUCGUACACCAACACGGUCUACCAGACCAUCACGUCGACCAUCACGCGCUGCCCCGUGUGCCCGCCCGAGGUGACAAAGUUCGCGGUGCCGAUCGGCACGACCUGCGUCACGGCCGAGGUGUUCACGACGCCCUGCGAGAUCACUGUGACGAGGACGCGCGCCGACGGCGUCGUCACACCAGUGGUGACCACCACCAACAGCUGGAUCCCGUACAACCCGGCCGAAAGCACCGUCGUCGUCACCACCGUCGACGCCGUCACGACCAAGUACACCACCACCCUGCUCGUCGCCGUCACCAUGACCGUGCAGAAGCUGCAGCCCACGGGCCAGGCGGGCGCCGUCCAGCCUCCUCCCCCGCCGCCUCCUCCUGGCCCUCCUGGCCCUCCUGCUCCUCCUGGCCCUCCUGGCCCUCCUGCUCCUCCUGGGCCUCCUGGUGUCCCUGCUGCUGCGCCCGUUCCCGGCGCGCCGUUCCCUGGCCCGGUUGCGCCGCCGCCGCCCAAGGGGGCGAUCGGCACCGGCGCGGCCAACAACGGCUCCCAGCCUGCGCCCACUAUGCCUGUCACGGCUGGGGCGAGCAUGGACCGGUUCGUGGAGAUGUUCGUCCUGCUGUGCGGUGUUGCCUUUGGGGCGCUCCUCCUGCUGUAG